This is a messenger RNA of Malassezia pachydermatis, 927 nucleotides long. RefSeq names its product rcd1 protein involved in sexual development. The record is from RefSeq and is a predicted model, not a curated record. Lineage: Eukaryota; Fungi; Basidiomycota; Malasseziomycetes; Malasseziales; Malasseziaceae. The coding region runs from base 1 to 927 and encodes 308 amino acids. The transcript is spliced from 2 exons. Gene Ontology annotation, biological process: mRNA catabolic process; negative regulation of translation. Gene Ontology annotation, cellular component: P-body; CCR4-NOT complex; CCR4-NOT core complex.
AUGGAAGACGCGCACUUGCAGCCGUCCAUGCCGCAAAGUGGUGAGGGCAUGACGGCCUUAGAUCUGCAUCAUCUUAUCUCGCAGUUCUGCCAAAGACCUGAUCCGUCAGAGCUGUCGAGUGCCAAUGCCGACUCGCUUCCAGGAAGUUCGGCCCAGCGUGAGCAUGCCCUUCUGGAGCUAAGCAAAAAGCGUGAGCAGUAUGAGGACCUGGCUCUGGUGCUAUGGAACAGUUUUGGUGUGAUGCCAUCGCUGUUGCAAGAGAUCAUCUCGGUGUACCCUCUGCUCUCGCCGCCUGUCCUUACUGCGCAUGCGUCGAACCGCGUGUGCAAUGCUCUAGCCCUUCUGCAAUGCGUGGCCAGUCAUAACGAAACGCGUGGACCCUUUCUGCAAGCCCACAUCCCUCUCUUCCUGUAUCCCUUCCUGAACACCACGUCCAAGUCGCGGCCUUUUGAAUACCUCCGCUUGACGUCACUGGGUGUGAUUGGUGCCUUGGUAAAGCAAAACGACAAGUCCGAUGUAAUUACGUUUCUGCUCUCGACAGAGAUCAUACCAUUGUGCCUGCGUAUCAUGGAGACAGGUUCGGAGCUCUCCAAGACGGUGGCCAUCUUUAUCGUGCAAAAGAUUCUUCUGGAUGAUUUGGGCCUCAACUACAUCUGCCAAACCUAUGAGCGCUUCUACGCUGUGGGUACGGUGCUGAGCAACAUGGUCAAUCAGAUCGUGGAAAGCCAAGCGAUCCGGCUGCUGAAGCAUGUCGUUCGCUGCUACCUGCGUCUGAGUGACAAUCCUCGAGCGCGCGAAGCUUUGCGUUCCUGCUUGCCGGCGCCCCUUCGUGAUGCGACCUUCUCUCAGCUCUUGAAGAACGACCACAUUACCAAGCGCUGCCUCGCGACGCUUCUGUUGAACCUGUCGGACCGUGCAGAAAACUAG